AACGAACCUCGGCGCAUAAGCGACGAGCAAACACAGCAAUGCUGGUGGUGGAAACACAGGAUAACUGAAGGCAGGAAUUAAUGCGAGGGGAAUUCUACAUUGCAGGGAUGAACACCUUCCAUCUUUGUAGCGCAUUCCAGUCCCUGCUCCUCCCCCAGUCCCCCUUGGCCCUGCUAUAAAUCCCCCCUUCCCCUCGCACUCACUACAUUGGACUUCACCCGGAAAUCGCCUCGCUUUCUUCGCUUUUCCCUCUGCCUCUAUUGCUCUUGCUUCCCGGAGGUUCUUAGACGGAAUACAUUGUUUUAGUAGGGAAGAGAUGGACGUGAAAACCUUCCCAGCAGGGCUGCGCGUGCUCGUCGUCGACGACGAUCGCGUCUGCCUCAAGGUCCUAGAGAGGCAGUUGAAGUGUUGCAACUACAACGUGAUGGUGGUGACGGACGCCAGGACGGCGCUGGAAAUGCUCAGGGAGAGGAAGGAUGACGGGGACCAGUUUGACCUGGUGAUCAGCGACGUUGUCAUGCCCAACAUGGACGGCUUUGAGCUCCUCGAGCUCAUCGGCGUGGAGAUGGAUCUCCCAGUCAUUAUGCUAUCCGCAAACAGCGAGACACGGACUAUAAUGAAAGGGAUAAAGCACGGGGCCUGUGAUUAUAUCGUAAAGCCAGUGCGCCUCGAACAGCUUAGGGGCAUAUGGACACAUGUGGUGAAGAACAGUAGGACUGAUCCACGGACCAGCAUCAUCGACAGUGGCAGUGAUGAUGAUGUACAGAAGCUGCCAUCUGGGGAUGGUGGUGAAGGUGACAAGGUUGGAGCAAACCGCAGAAAGAAGAAGUGUUCAAAGAAGAACAAACCGGCUGUGGAUGUUGCUGGUGGGCACAGCGAGAACACAUCAGCCCAGAAGAAGCCAAGGGUCCAGUGGUGUGGUCAACUACACCGCAAGUUCGUAGAAGCUGUCCAUCAGAUUGGCAUCGACAAGGCUGUUCCCAAGAAGAUACUAGAAGCCAUGAAUGUGGAAGGCAUUACCAGAGAGAAUGUCGCCAGCCAUUUGCAGAAGUACCGAAUCUACCUCAGAAAGCUCAUCGAGGGCACAUUGGGGAACUCUAAUUCAUUUGCUGACGAAACCGAAGCAUUGUGGAGAUACUUGAAUGUCCCAUCCUUCAUUACCUCUCCGAGCUCAAGCAACCAUUUUACAAAUGCCGGUUCCUCAUCUGCAAUUAGAACCCAAACUUUGCUACCCCCACAGCCACCAGUUCAUGUCAUGAGCUCCCAGAAAAACUUGAGCACUCCUCGGUCAGACAUGCCACCAUUGACCUCGAACAUGUGGUUUUCUUCGUCUCGUUCUUGCAGCUCCUAUGCGAGCAUACUGCGUGGCAAGAUUCUGGGAUCGAGCAGAGGUAUUCCUUUCGAAGACACGCCAGAUGGUGAGAUGCUGGCUCCUGGUAAUUUGUCAUCGCAGUCUCCUGAGCUUCAGUCUGUUUGGGCUGGUUCUGCAAGCACCAGAUCUGACCUUCAGAUAGACAAUUCGACCCAGGCGCUGAAUGGCGGCGGGGCAAGUGACAAUAGCCUCCGUGAAGGAGGCAGCACUGUUGAUCAGCAAGCUGUUGUUAGUGACCAAGUGAAUAACAUCAAUGCGGAGAGUGAUGGCUUGGAUGAUUUCCUUGCUUACAUGGUUAAUCGACGGGAUUUCAUCAACAAUGGUGAUUCUUUCAUCCUCGGGGACCAGGACUUUGCCCCUUGAAUCUGGAAGGGAGAUGUUUCUGCAUCGCCUAGCUACUGACCAAUUCAUGGUUGUAAUAAGGCUAGCUAGGAGCAGGCCAUCUUGGAUGGAAUCACCAUGUUUCUCUAGUGUACUCAUGUUUUUAGCCUGUGGUGUUAAGUUUGGCGGGAGGUGUGGCUGUGCCACUGUCACCCCUGCCAACCCCCCAAGCCAUGUGUUACUCUUCGGCUUGAAUUUUGGUGGUCAUUUUUACUUUUAUAUUAAACAAUCUAGCCCCUCUUAGGGGUCUUUUUUUAUAUAUAGUUGUGAUCAUAGACGGAGUUA
Zea mays is the source of this 2038-nucleotide messenger RNA. Its product is annotated as two-component response regulator ORR24. The coding region runs from base 317 to 1735 and encodes 472 amino acids. The transcript has 7 exons. Gene Ontology annotation, molecular function: DNA binding. Lineage: Eukaryota; Viridiplantae; Streptophyta; Magnoliopsida; Poales; Poaceae. Gene Ontology annotation, biological process: cytokinin-activated signaling pathway; phosphorelay signal transduction system. The record is from RefSeq and is a predicted model, not a curated record.